AUGUUUCUUCGAUAUGCUUCAGAAUCUAAGGAAGUUGAUGACAAUGUGGAACAUAAGGUACAGAAAGAGAAGUCAAAGAAGGUUAUAUCUUCCAACGAUCAGAGUCCUUCAGGAAAGCUAGACUUCAUUGACUGGGUCCAACGUUUGGCAGUUUCCUACCACUUCGAACAUGAAAUUGAAGACGCAUUGGCAAAGAUUCACAGCAUUUAUACCAGUAACAACAAUGUUGUUAGGCAGGAUGUGGUGAUAAUCUUCACUUUGUGGCUUUACUCUUUCGAUGUAUUUGAGAGAUUCAAGGACAUCAAGGGAAAGCUUAAUAAUGAAAGUCUCGCCGAAGACGAUGUUGAAGGAAUGUUGGCCCUGUAUGAAGCUACACAAUUGGAGGUUCCCGAAGAGAGCAUACUGGAUGAAGCUCUUCAUUUCACUUACACCUGCCUUAAAUCCCUCAUAGAUAACUACCAACUGAGCCCUUGUCUCAAUCCACGUGUCAACCACCGCUUAAGUCAGCCUCUGCACAAGAGAUUGCAUAGGCUAGAGGCAAGGCAUUACAUGUCUUUCUACCAACAGCAAGAUCCUUCCCAAAAUCAUAUAAAGUUGUUUGACUUUGCGAAACUGGAUUUCAAUAUGCUGCAGCAUUUGCAUAAAAGAGAAAUUGGCAAUAUCACCAAGUGGUGGAAAGAAACAGAGUUGCCCAAAGAGGUGCCUUAUGCCAGAGAUCAAUUGGUGGAAUCCUACUUUUGGUCUUUAGCCAUGUCUUAUGAGCCUCAACUCAGCACUACAAGAAUGAUAACUGGCAAAUUGGUUGCUAUUAUCUGUCUUCUUGAUGAUAUCUAUGACACCUAUGGCACACUUGAAGAACUUGAACUUUUCACAUAG
Neltuma alba is the source of this 876-nucleotide messenger RNA. Its product is annotated as probable terpene synthase 2. Bases 1 to 876 code for a protein of 291 amino acids. NCBI's taxonomy places the organism in Eukaryota, Viridiplantae, Streptophyta, Magnoliopsida, Fabales, Fabaceae. The transcript has 4 exons. Gene Ontology annotation, molecular function: magnesium ion binding; terpene synthase activity. The record is from RefSeq and is a predicted model, not a curated record. Gene Ontology annotation, biological process: terpenoid biosynthetic process.